AGCAGAAAGUUGUUUUUAUGGAAACAGCAAUUAAGGAGUCAUGCACUGGUCUGCACUGGAUUCUAUGGGCAAAGCCCUGACUGUUAAUGAGCUCUGUCUGGCAGCCAGGAAAGCAAUAGGGAAUGGAAAAUACCAGCAUAAAAAGAGAACCAGGAAAAAGGGGGCAGACUGCUUUUUAAAGCUUAACAAAUGGCGGCACAGUGUGUAACAAAGGUGGAGCUGACCAUUGCCUGCACCAAUCUUUUGGAUAAAGAUGUUGGUUCCAAGUCAGACCCACUGUGUGUGCUUCUCCAGAACACGAGUGGUCAUCAGUGGUAUGAGGUUGAUCGCACAGAAAGAGUUAAGAAUUCCUUGAACCCAAAGUUUGCCAAGAAAUUCCUAAUUGAUUACUAUUUUGAGCUUGUUCAGAAACUUAAAUUUGGAAUAUAUGACAUCGAUAACAAAACCUUUGAUCUGAGCGAUGAUGACUUCUUAGGAGAAUUUGAAUGUACGCUGGGACAAGUAGUUUCUAGCAAGACUCUAACAAAACCAUUAGUGCUUAAAAAUGGCAGACCUGCUGGAAGAGGAAGUAUUACGAUUACAGCAGAAGAAGUGAAGGACAACAGGGUGGUUGUAUUGGAAGUAGAAGCAAGGAAACUGGACAAUAAGGAUUUCUUUGGAAAGUCAGAUCCUUAUCUGGAAUUCCACAAGCAGACUGGAGAUGGAAACUGGGUGAUGGUUCACAGAACAGAGGUUAUUAAAAACAACCUGAAUCCUGUUUGGAGGCCCUUUAAAAUCUCUCUGAAUUCUCUGUGUUACAGUGACAUGGAUAAGUCAAUCAAGGUUGAGUGCUAUGACUACGAUAGUGAUGGGUCUCAUGAUCUCAUAGGAAGUUUUCAAACUACAAUGUCAAAACUAAAGGAAGCAUCUCGGUCCUCACCCGUUGAAUUUGAGUGCAUCAAUGAAAAGAAAAGACAGAAGAAAAAAACCUAUAAAAACUCUGGCAUAGUGAGCGUUAAGCACUGUGAGAUCAUAGUAGAAUGCACGUUUCUUGAUUACAUCAUGGGUGGGUGUCAGCUGAAUUUCACAGUGGGGAUAGAUUUUACAGGCUCCAAUGGAGACCCUCGCUCUCCAGACUCUCUGCAUUACCUCAGCCCUAACGGAGUUAAUGAAUACCUAACAGCCAUUUGGUCUGUAGGAAUGGUCGUUCAGGAUUACGAUACAGAUAAGAUGUUUCCAGCCUUUGGAUUUGGUGCACAAAUUCCUCCUUCCUUUCAGGUGUCACAUGAGUUCCCAUUAAAUUUUAACCCAUCAAACCCAUUCUGUAAUGGAAUCCAAGGCAUUGUUGAUGCAUAUCGGGCUUGUCUUCCUCAAGUGAAAUUAUAUGGGCCAACAAAUUUUUCUCCAAUUAUAAAUCAUGUGGCAAGAUUUGCUGCUGCAGCUACACAACAGCAGACGGCAUCUCAAUACUUUAUACUUCUGAUCAUAACGGAUGGUGUGAUAACAGAUCUUGAUCAAACUCGAACUGCCAUAGUUAAUGCUUCAAAAUUGCCCAUGUCCAUUAUCAUUGUUGGCGUUGGAGGAGCAGACUUUGAUGCUAUGGAGUUUCUUGAUGGUGACAAUGGAGUUCUUAGGUCCCCGUCAGGAGAACCAGCUGUCAGAGACAUUGUCCAGUUUGUGCCAUUCAGGAAGUUCCAAAAUUCUCCAAAAGAAGCUCUGGCGCAGUGUGUCCUGGCAGAAGUCCCUCAGCAAGUGGUGAACUACUUCAGCACCUACAAACUGCAGCCUCCUAAGAAUCCUGCUGCAAAGUGAAUGGGCUGAGCAGGGAAGCUGAAACUUUGUGCUUGCUUUACUUGCUGCAUCUACAGACUUUAGUUCUCAAGAUACUUCUGUGUACAGGUAUACACACACCUCCGUAUGGUAACGUCUGUUAGCUUUUGCUUGCAAAUCAAUGCCAAGUGUGCCUUUUAAGGGGCAAAAUUGUAGUUGUGUUAAUAUAUGAUGUUAACUUGAGAGAUAGGGCUUACAUGCGUGCAUUUUAUUUUGAAAAGUAAGAGUGGAAAAAAAAGAGGUUGAAUGUGCAGAGAGAAGGGGGAGAAUGGCUGGAAGUGGAUCGGCUGCCUGUUUGAUAAAUAUGGCCCGUGGGAGUGUUUAGUUACUUUUGUGGGGAUCUACUCUGAGAACUGCAGUUUCUCAGUCAUCACAAAACCAGUCUGAAAUGAAAAAGAGUGUAUGUCACCACCAACAGAUAAAAGUUUGUAUGUGCUUCAACAAACUUGGAAUACCUCAGGCUUCUGUGUUGUAACAAAAUUUUGUCACAGGAGUUUCAUAAUUAGACGAGUGCCAGAACAGGGUGUAAAGGCCCUCGUUGCAUGCCAACUUCACAUUAGCCACUUCAGUGCCUUUGGCCAAUGCCUGGGAUUCAGGGCUGUGUGAACAUGAGCCAAACAAGUCAUUAAAGUAUAUAUUCUUUUAUAGUAUGCAGUCUCUUUAAGGUAGUACAGGAAUAACUAGGGUGAAUCAAGGUAAACCUCUAACAUCUCAGAAGAAUACUAUUGGCCUUUGAGGCUGGUACUGUAAAGGCUGUAAGAUGUGUUUGUGUCAGUGUGUGUUGUGCUAGAAAACGGGAACUCCAGAGAUUGUUUUGCUUGGAGUUUGUUUUGGAUUUGGGUUGGUUGUUCCCCUCCCCCCAUAAAACAAUAAUGACUAUUGAUCUUUAAAGGGCUUUUUCUGAAGUGGGAAUUCAUUUUUCAGUUCAAAAGUUUUGUCUGAUUUAUAACUGCAUAUUUUCAAGCAAAGACAGUUCUUGAAAGUGCUGCCUAAUUUAUAUUGGUUUUGUCAUAUUUCAAAUCAUGCUUUUUCAUGAGCUUGCUAAUGAAAAGUGCCUGGAAAAACCCCAAUUUUCCCUCUUCCCUCCAAGUAGGAAGACAUAACAAAGUCUUUAAGCUCUAAUCCUAUAAUCAUAUUGCAUUUCUCUUGGUUUAUUUUCUUGGCUUGAGUUUUCUCUUCAUCGUUUACACCAAGUGUAAAUCACGUUGUGUUUGCUUAGUGGACAGAUGAAGCUUUCUUGUUUCCCAGUUGCACACUGCUUGCUGAGCCUCUCUUCUGAUCCUGUCAGUGCGUGUAACGUAAGUGGAUGUAAAGGUCUCAUUUACCACCUCUAAAAUGCCCAUCUUGAACACUAAUUUUGCAGUUUCAUAUUUGAAGUGGUUUAGAGGUAGACAUCCAACUGAUCUGAUUUUGGAUGGUCUGGCUGUAACAUGUACGAACAGAAUGAGCUAACGCUAAAUUUAGCAUAAUUGGGCGCUCAGGAUUGCAACAGGUCAUAGUGUAGUUGCUGGAGCUGCUCUGUGUGGUUUAAUCUUUUUUUUUCCAUUUAUGUAUAAUCCUGGCAAAAUCUGAGUUCACAUGAACAUUGAUGGGUGAAAGAUAUAUGUAUUGAGACUGUCUUACACAACCUGUAAAACAUACCAAAUGUUUUGUAGACAGUUGACUAGUUCUCAGUCAUGAAUGAAUGUGUUGUUCUCCACUCCAUUUUCCUUGGUGGAAGGGGGUCCAGUUUCAGUAGUGGAAUACUAAGGAAGAGUUUUUGUCUCAUAUUAAGCCAAGCUCUUUCUUUUUUCAAAUCUAAUUCACGUGUGUGUUUAUAUAAAAACCUACAGUCAUCUUUUUAUCAGUGUAGGACAAUGUGUUACUACUUUAUACAUAAAUUAAAAUGAAGCGUCAUGCCAGAUAUGGCACACAAAAUAUUAAGGUCAAUGAAGUAGUUACAAUGAACCUAAAUCACACUGCUGCAAAUUGAUAUAGUAUGGUUUUUGAACUGUAAACUGUUUCAUAGCUGCAUGCUCCACGUAGAGAGAUAACGGGAUGCCGUAUUAAUGCUUUGUCUAGAUUCAUUGCUGCGGAUGAGUACUGCUGAUAGGAGUACAGAGGAAUUGAAGUUCCUCUGAGCUCUCUGCCAAGAAUAUAAUGCUGCAUCUAAGUUCUGUACCAAUUCUAUUUCAAGUUGCCAUGGAAGUGCCUUUAAAUGCAUUUAAGAAUGUUAAUAGCUAUUAUUGCACAUAUAGCUACUAAACAUAAACGUAUUAUUAAACAUAUAGCUACUAAAUAUCUGCUGCAUAUAAAAUACAUAAACCCUUUUGUGUUGUCUAUUCUGAAUGUAAAUUCUGAGUUUCUGCAGUAGAGAAUUCAUUAUCUCUCAUUGGAAGAGUGCCUCCAUGUUGUUCAAGCUUCGGGAAUUAAAUAGCAUAUCAAUGACACCCACUUCUCAACGUGCCCUUCUCUGUGUAAAGAAAAGUGUUUCAGACCUGACAGCGACAAGAACCAUUUUCCUGUUGUAACUUGUCUUAGAGGUAUGCAGCUAACAAACAGCCCGUUGGAAGAUCCGGAAACUCCCCAGUUAGGCUGAAGCAAUGUUCUGAGUCAAGGAAUGCAGCAGACUGUGAGUCAAGGGGAGGGGUGAGGAGUUAUUUUGUAGUUUUGCCAUUUUUGUUUGUUUUUACAUGUAAAAAAUGCCUUAUUAGCUUGAGGGUGACAAAGCAAAAUAUUGUCAAAGUUUUGUAAAGGGAAUGUGCUCGUAGGUCACUUGCACCACCUUGUGAUAAAAAUGAUGUACAGCAGUCUUCAUAAUCAGAUGCUUUUUGCCACUUAAUUGUCAUAAUAUAUGCAUAUGUACAGUAGAGAAAUAACCUGUAAGCAGAAUUUUUUUACUUUCCUAUGUAUUUCAGUUCUGAUGAAGUUAACUGAUUUGAAAUUCUUAUGCAUUAAAAAUAUAAUUUCAGUA
Molecule: messenger RNA, 4762 nt
Organism: Phalacrocorax carbo (great cormorant)
Lineage: Eukaryota; Metazoa; Chordata; Aves; Suliformes; Phalacrocoracidae
Source: RefSeq, a predicted model, not a curated record